Messenger RNA from Pisolithus orientalis, 2295 nucleotides. RefSeq lists its product as uncharacterized. The transcript is spliced from 8 exons. The record is from RefSeq and is a predicted model, not a curated record. Bases 1 to 2295 code for a protein of 764 amino acids. NCBI's taxonomy places the organism in Eukaryota, Fungi, Basidiomycota, Agaricomycetes, Boletales, Pisolithaceae.
AUGGACAAAUUUAAUGGCAACCAGUUCAGCAACCUAUGGGCAUCAAAUCUGUACUACCCCUUCAACUCCCACAAUGAAUGGGAGCUGGCAUCAUGGUUACUUCAUUCAGGCCUGAGCAUGAGAGCUAUAGACUCUUUCUUGUCACUGUCAAUUAUACAGCUACUAAAUAUUUCCUUUUGUACAGCCAGAGCACUUCAUGGGCUGGCUGAGUUACUCCCUGGUGGGCCAUGCUGGCACUCAAUGGAGAUUACUCCUUCACAGCCAACCAAACACCCUGUGCACUUGUACUGGCAUGAUCCCCUGGAAUGCAUUGCAUGGCUCCUCAACCACCCUUUGUUCUCUGACCAGCUCAAUUUCAUUCCAAGGUGUGUAUACAAAAUGCCCAAGAAGCUUUGUAGGGUGUAUACAGAGUGGAUGACCACUGAUGAUGCUUGGCAUAUGCAGUCACAGCUUCCAAGUGGAGUGACUCUUCUUGGCAUGAUACUUUCUUCAGACAAGAUGAAUAUUACUACUUUAUGUGGUGGCAGAGUUGCUCAUCCACUUCUUGUCAGCCUAGCAAAUAUCAAGAUGUCCACAUGCCUAAAAUUAUCAUCCAACUCAUUUAUGCUUGCCACUCUCCUCCCUGUCCCCAAGUUCAUGCACAAGAACAAGCAUAUGCAUGGCCUCCUUGAAGAUAGGCUCAUUCAUGAAUGCCUGGAUAUCAUACUUGAACCCAUCAAGCAAGCUGCCAAACUUGGCAUUAUGUUACUGGAUUCUCUGGGGCACAUGCAGUACUCAGGGAAAUUGAAGGUCCACCCUACAAACAUCCAAGUCUUCUUUCACGAAGCACAGCACUUUUGCCUCAGUGGAGUUAGUGACCCAUUUUGGAGGGACAUUCCACUUUCUUGUCCAAGCACUUUUAUAACUCCAGAGCCCCUUCACCACCUGCACAAGGAAUUUUGGGACCACAACAUGAAGUGGUGCAUAAAUGUGGUUGGUGAAGCCAAAAUAGACUUCUGCUUCUCAGUUUUACAGCCUACUGUGGGGUUCCAUCACUUUAAAGGUGGUGUUGCUAAGCUGAAGCAGGUGACUGGAUGCAUGCACUGUGAUGUCCAACAUUACAUCUUUGGUGUCAUCACUGGAGCAGCCCCUCCCAAAAUUAUUACUGCUAUUCAUGUGCUCAUGGACUUCCGAUACCAAGUCCAAGCUUACCACAUUGAUGAUGACAAUCUUCAUAUAAUAUCUUCUGUACUGGAUGAGUUUCACAUGCACAAGCAGUCAAUACUCAAUCAUGGUGCACAAUGCAGUAAGGGAAACAAGCCCAUCAACAAUUGGCACAUCCCCAAGUUAGAACUCAUGCAGAGCAUCAUACCAAGUGUGAAGCAUGUUGGGGUCACCAUCCAAUGGACUGCCGAUGUAACUGAACAUGCCCAUGUAUCGGAGAUCAAGACACCUGCAUCAGCUAGCAAUAACAAUAACUAUGAUCCUCAAAUUUGCCAGUACCUCAAUUGCGCUGAAAAAUGUAGGAUGUUUGAACUCACAACAUCAUUAUAUGAAUCAAAGAUUCACUCCCAUGAGAUCAGUGAUUACGAGGAGGUGAAUCUAGUUUCCAAGAUGCCAGGUCCCACACAGCCCAUCACCGAUUACUUCACCAUCUCUGCAUGCCUCAGGACCCAGGAUCCAGACUCCAUUCCCUUCCCCUUGCAUAGUUUUAUUGCAGAUGGUAUGGCGAUCAACCUUUCCUAUGACCCAUCCUUGCAAUGCAUUAGUGUUGAUGCCACCCUUGUCGAUUUUCUAAAUUGUGAGAAGGUGUAUGGACCAAGCUCUGUGCACACUAUAAGCAGGCAAUGUCAGGGAUCAAGCUCUUCAACCCUGCCUUUUACUGAUCUGCAGGUUUGGUACAAGAUGUGGCUGCAGAACACAGUGAUACAUGAUAUCAUGGACAUCCUCCCUGCCCAGACUCUCUUCUGUUCUCCACCUUGUGAGACCUGGACCCUUGGCUGCUAUGAUGCAGCUAUCAUCAAUGUGGACCCCUGUUUCAAAUGGCCAGAGAGCGGCCUGAAAGGUUCAUGGUCCACACUACUUUUCCAUGUCACUCACAAGAGUAUCUUAGGUCAUGUUGUUGGCCAGCUCCAUCUCCUGAUGCGCCCUUUUGGCAAGAGGGGGGUAAGAUGGUCAUGGACAGACCAUUGUUUGGUCUACAUGCAAUAUGCGACACACCUACAUAUCCUUAGGUGCACAAAGAGAGUGAAUGGCCAAUGUCUUGGCAAUGUCAUCCCACUCAGUCAGGUCCAGGUGCAAACUGCAGAUAAUUGA